Messenger RNA from Lycium barbarum (goji berry), 2212 nucleotides. Its product is annotated as IQ domain-containing protein IQM1-like. Lineage: Eukaryota; Viridiplantae; Streptophyta; Magnoliopsida; Solanales; Solanaceae. The transcript is spliced from 9 exons. Bases 313 to 1896 code for a protein of 527 amino acids. The record is from RefSeq and is a predicted model, not a curated record.
CAACAUUUCCCCUUACCUUCAAUGAAAGUCUUUGCAAAACUUAUUUUCUGCAGCAGGAGUGUAGGACCCUAUGGAUAGCAAAACCACCUACUUUUUCUACUGCACAACUUUGAAUAUUCAACUACUCCUACUAUAAAUAUGUGACUACUAACAAGUCAAGACCCAUGCACAUUAUUUUCUUGGUUAUCUCUUAUCCCUUCAACUAAAAAUCCUUAUUUUUUAUUAGAGAGCAAAAAAGAAAGGAAAGAAUUCAAGGGUCUGCUUUUUCUUUUUUCAAGGGUUUAUUUGCUCUAAUUGCUGCUUGUCCGGUGAAUGGGACUCUCUCUUUCAAUACUCUUAUCGGCAUGGAAUGAAAUUCUAAGGCAUAGUUAUCUUAUAUUUCCGGACACCAUGGGAAGAGCUAUUGUCAGAUCAGUUAGCAUUGAGAGGAAAAAUGGAGAAUUAUCUUUGAGGACACUCAGUUUCAAAGAAAAAGAUGCUAAGAAUGUUAAGAAGUCCGAUUACUCUGAAGAAAGUGUAAAACAUGAGAAACAAAAGCUUAAAAAUUUUGCUCCAAUAACUAGUCUGGUUGUUGACAAUGAAAAAAUGGAAUUACCUAGAAUCUCCAUACCGGAGCCUUUUGUGUUCUGUUCUCCUAGACCUGUUACCGAACUUGAUGCUGCUGCAACUAAGCUCCAGACAGUGUACAAGAGUUAUAGGACAAGAAGGAACCUUGCAGAUUGUGCUGUUGUUGUUGAAGAGCUCUGGUGGAAGGCCUUGGAUUCUGCAGCUUUAAAGCAGAGUUCUAUAUCAUUUUUUGAUGUCAAUAAACAUGAAGCCCCCGUGUCAAGGUGGUCACGUGCCAGAACAAGGGCUGCUAAGGUAGGCAAAGGUUUGUUGAAGGAUGAAAAGGCUCAAAAACUAGCUCUACAACAUUGGCUAGAAGCGAUUGACCCACGUCAUCGUUAUGGACACAACUUACACUUCUACUAUGAUGUAUGGUCCAACAGCAAAAGCAUCCAACCUUUCUUCUAUUGGUUGGAUGUGGGUGAUGGCAAAGAACUAAAUCUUGAGAGUUGCCAGAGAGCUGAUUUACAACGUCAAUGCAUCAAGUAUUUAGGACCCAAAGAAAGGGAAGCCUAUGAAGUAGUUGUGGAGGAUGGCAAUUUGGUAUAUAAGCAAAGCGGAAUGCUCCUGCAUACGACAGAAGGAUCGAAGUGGAUUUUCGUUCUUAGUACUUCAAGAGUUCUUUAUGUUGGAAUGAAAAAGAAGGGUGUUUUCCAACACUCUAGUUUUCUAUCUGGUGGUGCUACUACAGCAGCUGGUAGAUUGGUUGUUCAGGAUGGGAUUCUUGAGGCAAUUUGGCCAUACAGCGGUCACUAUCUUCCUACCGAAGAUAAUUUCAAGGAAUUCAUCAAUUUCCUUGAGGAACACCAUGUAGAUUUGGCUAACGUUAAGAAAUGUGCAAUAGAUGAUGAUAGACCUUCAUCUAAAGUUCUCCAUGAGGUGUCUAACAAAGAUAUGGAGGAAACUUUAUCUCAAAAUUGUGAUGCAGACAUAGCUAAGGACGAUGACCCGGUCAUUGAUGUAUCGAAAACAACUGCUCAUGAAAUAAAUUCUACGCCUACUAGCAAAGACCAGAGAGAAGAAACACCAGUUUUUGACUCGUCCAAACGUUUAUCUUGCAAGUGGACAAGUGGAGUUGGUGCCCGUAUUGGCUGUGUGAGAGACUAUCCAAUGGAUCUUCAAUCUCAGGCUCUUGAAACAGUAAAUCUAUCUCCAAGGGUUAACUUGUCUCAGCCCAAGAACUAUUAUCCAAUCCCUUCACCACGGCCGAGCCCAAAAAUGCGCGUAUCGCCUAGGCUUGCAUACAUGGGAAUUCCAAGUCCAAGAGUUUCUGUUAAUACUACAUUGUGAAUUCACAGGAAAAAGGUGAAUGAUUUAUUCACUGAUUCUAUUGACCCUGCAAAGUUCUUUUAGGUAGAUCUUAGUGUUAGUUAGGGUAGUUAAUGUGCAUUCUUUGGUUCCUUAAUUCCUUGUUGUACCUAAUAAUAUUAGGUUCUUUUUAGGGCUUUUACUGUUACUUAUGGGGUUGUAGCUGCAGUCUUUGAUUCCUUAAUUCUGUAAAAAUUUGGUGGGCUAGCCACUUUUUGUAUUCAAAGUUUAGCCGCCGUUUGUAAUGUAAUUGAGAAAUAAUCACCUUUCAGAGUGGAAAUAAAAUUUGGAUAAAAUA